CCUUGCGAAUCUACUUCAGCUGGACAUCUACGCUUUUUGUUUGAUCAGGAAGCAGAAUGCGCUUCCGCAGCAUGCAGCAGCAACAUCAAAACCUGACUUUAAUGCUGUGCAAGCGUCCAGAGCUUGUCUGAGCGUGCACCACAUCAGAUCCAUUACCUCGGGCACCUACCUACCUAGGUACAGGUAGAUUGUUGGAUGUGUGAAGUCAACAGCACUUUCCUCCAAUGAUAGAAGCAGAAGACUCGCGAUAGAUACUUCUGACCGGUGCAAGGAAUAGGAUGUUUGACUGCGAUCAUGACCGAUUGGACACCAUGAUAUCCACGCUGGUAGUCUACCUAAAGCUACCUAUCUUGAGGUUGAGUCACCCGUGCUCGCAUUUCGAUGCUGUAAUGCUUCAGUGUCUGGACAGCUCUUGCACCAUGGGAAUUGCCUUCCGGGUACCGGGUCUGUUGUGUAACCCUCAGCAGCGUAUCUGUUGGUGAUAGCGGCGUCGAAUCAGAAGACUCUGAGACAUCUAACUGCUUACCAGACUGUUGCUGAGCAUGUUUUGUACGGCACAGUUCGAUAUUUCUUUGCUCAUUCAGUUCCUCGUCUUAAGUCCGUCCAGUCACACAGUCCUUCGUCUCUUUAAAAUGUUAGUGGGAGCUUGAGCCUCUCAGCUACUUUUGAUCAUCUGCUUCCCUUUUCGUCAGCUUCUUGCAACCUCUAUAGACAGUGGCGUCCAGUCACUUGUUCCCUUUCGUGUACUCUUGGUGACACCCUUUCUAGGAACAAUGGUGCGGCGGCUGCGGAACGACCCAUUUGGCAUCUGGGCCGGUGUUGCCAAUCGCAUCUGAACAUUGAGAUAGUUAAGCUCUUCAAUAUCUGACUUUCGAAUUUGGCAAGAGGCAAGGAAUCAUGUCCGAGGCCUCGAAAUGGAUAAGCACUUUUCUGUAUAUUGAAACAUUUGUGGUCAUUUAGAAUGCGCGGGCCCUCUUAGGGUCCAACCUCCGCAUUGUGUUAUUCUUCACCUUUAAAGCAUUGGUAUUGAUGUCGUGUUUUGCGAAUACGACCCAUCUCACAAGUCUUCAGGGCUCUUUUGAUAAUCACUGGCAUUUCCGGUUUCGUUCAUCCUACCCAAGCCCUAUUCUACUUUGGGACAGUAGGCAGUGCAAUUCACUGAGCUCAUCUGGAGUUUUCCCCCGACUUCUCAGGAUGGCAGGAACUGUGCCGAUACAGGCGAGAGGAAGCCUGGACCUCUCUUCCCUAUAAAAAGAGGCAUCUCCGUCUACUUUUCAACCCAAUUGUCUUUCAAGUUCUUCUCCAUUUCCCCAACUCAGUCUCUCUUCUUACCACUUGAUAUCAAAAUCACCGACUUCAAGAUGUAUACGAUGUAUACGAUGCUCCCCAAAACCCAAGCAUUCAUGCUUCUUCUUCUCACCUCAUUGUUCAUGGUUUGUAUUGUGGCUGCCGAAAAUUCUCCCGGAAAAUCCUGCGUUGACUUCACUGUCCCUUUGACCCUUACUACCACCGACUGGGUCUGGGGCCGGCCAAAGAUUGAGACUGACAUUGAUUUGACCUCUCUGACUUUCGACUUCAAUCGACGAGACUUCAUGACGACUUUCAUACCAUUCUCUGGUGUUCAAAACAAUACCCGUUCCUACAAUAUUGCCGGUAGCUACUGCGAGCCCAGAUCUGGACCCGGAUCUACUCUUUUGAUUGCUACCCACGGCGGUAGUCUUGAUAGAUCAUACUGGGACUCGGACUACCAACCAGCCAACUACAGCUUUGUGGACUUUGCAGUUGCGAAGGGCUAUUCCGUCUUGUUCUACGACCGAGUUGGGGCUGGACAGUCCACCAUUAUCAGUGGUUACGAUGCCCAAUUUUCCAUCCAUAUAGCCGUUCUGGACAGUCUAGUGCGCUACGCCAGAGCCGGAUCUAUUCCUCGUGCUGCCCGCCGCUCCUCGCAAUAUGUUCCAAAGAAGAUUGUCCUAGUUGGCCAUAGCAUGGGUUCAAUCGCUUCCAAUGCUUUGGUUGCUGCAAAGCCCGAUGUUGUGGAUGGAGUCGUCCUUUCAGGAUGGGGAUACAACAGUGGAAUGGCAAACGUCUUCGGACUAGUGGCAGCUACUUCGCAGCUGAAAAUUGCAAACAAGAUAUCCCGAAGAUGGAAGGCUUAUGACAAUGCUUACGCGACCUUUGUGGACAUUUUCUCAUACAUCAACAUCUUCUAUAAGAUUCCAAACUACGACCUGACAGCUGUACAAUACAGCUUUGACCGUAGCUGGCCCAUCGCCAUCUUGGAGUUCUUCUCUAUCGGAACUCUGAACUUCUCAUCCCCUGGCGUAAAAGCUCCAGUCCUAUUCAUCAAUGGAGAAUAUGAUUACGUCAUGUGUGGAGGGUAUUGUCCAGGAGUUGUCGAGCCCGCUGCUCGUAGUUUCUUCCCUGCCUCUGUUGGAUACCAGUCCUACAUUCAACCAAACACAGGUCACAUCUUGAACACUGCGGUAAUCUUUUUUUUCUCGGCGCUUCGAAGUAUUUGCUGACAUUACUGUUACAGCCAAAUGCAACAGGCACAUAUCAAGUUAUCACCAAUUUCCUUGCCAGGAAUGGUUUGUAGUCUUUUUGUAAGGCGAUUACUUUGGUCGGCACACAACAAACCUCUUGAGAGCUAGGGGUGUCGUCAACUUAAAACUUGCUUUUCAUGCUUGCCAUACUUUCACAUUGAAUUUACUACCAUAGAGCUCGGAAUCAAUACAUCACCGUUGAUUUCCUC
Messenger RNA from Cadophora gregata, 2752 nucleotides. RefSeq lists its product as uncharacterized. The transcript has 6 exons. NCBI's taxonomy places the organism in Eukaryota, Fungi, Ascomycota, Leotiomycetes, Helotiales, Ploettnerulaceae. The coding region runs from base 1362 to 2522 and encodes 386 amino acids. The record is from RefSeq and is a predicted model, not a curated record.